AUGUCAAAAAAAUCCAAAGACCCUCUUACUAAUGUGCCGAUAAAUAAAGUUCGAAAACACAAUUUAGAAUACUUUAAUGAUUCUAAUUUUGAAACAAAGGAUAUAAAUGAAGUAACCUCUCUGCUACUAGACUCGCAUAAAACUUAUAACGGAAGACGAUUUUUGAAUGAUGAUGAUUCAAAAUGUGUACUUCCGUCAGACAAAAUAGAACUUGAAAGUGGUACUGCUAUACUUGAUGUUGGGUGUGGCCCCGGUCUUUGGACGAUAGAUAUGGGAUUAAAAUACCCAUCUUCUUUAAUUAUAGCCAUUGAUAUUAAUUCUUCUAAUUUUCCAUCAAGUGAAGAAUGCCCAUCAAAUGUUUGUUACCUUGCAUGCAAUGCGAUUCAUGGUAUUCCAUUUCCUCCAAGCACUUUUGAUUUUGUUAAUAUAAGCUUGAUGUGGAGCGCAUUUACUGAGGAACAAUGGAUUAUAGUAAUCAAAGAGCUUGUUAGAGUUUUAAAGCAUGAUGGUUGGAUUGAAUUUACUGAACCGGAUCCGAUGAGUAAAAAUUGUGGAGAGAACUUAACAUGGCUGUUGGAGUGUUUUUCGAAUGCUUGUCGAGAUAUACGGGGUGUUAAUAUCAAUAUUUAUGAAAAAAUACCAAAAUAUAGUAAGGAAAUGGACGUACUCGAAGAUCUGAGAUGUUUGUCGCUAGAUUAUCCACUAGGUGAAUGGUAUGGAUGUUUUGGUGAAUAUGCAGUAGAAAACUUUAAACGAAUGCUUCAAGGUGUGGUUUUUCUUCCAAAAUACAUGGGGAUAUCUAAUGAGAAAUUUAAUGACUUAUUGAAUGACUAUGUUGAAGAAGCAAAUAAAAAUGAAGCUUCUUUUAUAAU
This is a messenger RNA of Dentiscutata erythropus, 872 nucleotides long. The record is from the annotation of a GenBank genome assembly. Lineage: Eukaryota; Fungi; Glomeromycota; Glomeromycetes; Diversisporales; Gigasporaceae.